ACUAUAUGAGCCUAGAUGUAGCUAUCUUAAGAUAUACUGUUUCUGUAUUUGUCAGGAAUUGUUUAGCAUGUUUUAUUAGGUUUAUGAUAAAUAUUGUUUAUUUUGUACAUAAGCUCUCAGGGUUGUUGCUGCUGUACAGUAGGUGUUUAGUGAAUAAUUUCCCAAAAUGUGACCAGUUAUUGCUUUCAUAUGACCAUGUUAAAGAAUCGUCUUCAGCACCUGUGUGUCUCACUGUCACUUUAUGCACGCUUUGCACCUGAAUCGCUCAAAAUGGAUGAACUUUGACAUUUGAUUUACCUUGUAAAGUCUUUGUUUUAUGGUUUUUAGUGCUGGAAACUGUUUGUGUUCCUGGUAGCAUGGUUGGAAAAUGCGCAGGGAUUCAACCAGCAGAAUAAAUCUGAACUGGGUCAUUUUAACCACAGAUGCGAUUUGUUAUGGAAAAUGUCAGAAGACGCAGAAUUAGGAUUCACAGAACAUUUAUUUAAAGUUUUGGUGAUUGGAGACCAUAAAGUUGGGAAAACCAGCUUUGUUAAACGAUAUGUGAAAAAUAAAUUCUACGAGGAGUUGAAAACGACUAUAGGUGUGGAUUUUUCCAUGAAGGUGAUAGAUUGGGACGGUCACACACAGGUCAGAUUACAGCUUUGGGAUAUAGCAGGCCAAGAGCGUGUAAGGGGACUGAACCGCGUGUACUUUAAGGGAUCCAGUGGUGCACUUGUUGUGUAUGAUGUGACAAACGGGUCAACAUUGGAUGGAGCUCUUAACUGGAAACAUGAACUUGAUGGUCAAGUAAUGCUGAGAAACGGCCUUCCGGUCCCUGUUGUACUUCUGGCCAAUAAAUGUGAUGAGACUAAAGUGUGUCGGAGGAAUGCCUCUCUUCUGGAGAAUCUCUGCCAGGGGAAGGGCUUCAUUGAAUGGUUUCAGACAUCAGCAAAGGAGAAUAUCAAUUUGGAUGAAGCUGCUAAAUUCCUCGUGAAGCACAUUCUCCAAAACAAUGAGGAAUCAGUGAAAGAAGAAGAGCAGAACAUGCAAAUCAACCUGAAGCAGCAGGCAAAGAGCAAAUCAACCUGCUGCUGA
Molecule: messenger RNA, 1074 nt
Organism: Carassius auratus (goldfish)
Lineage: Eukaryota; Metazoa; Chordata; Actinopteri; Cypriniformes; Cyprinidae
Product: ras-related protein Rab-32-like
Exons: 3
Coding region: 442-1074 (210 amino acids)
Biological process (GO): endosome to lysosome transport; phagosome-lysosome fusion
Cellular component (GO): late endosome; lysosome; phagocytic vesicle
Molecular function (GO): GTPase activity; GTP binding
Source: RefSeq, a predicted model, not a curated record